AACCGAGACGUUUUCAUAUUUAACUUUUUUUUUAAUUAAGUAAUGGCCUCUCGUAAUUUUCUACUGAAGAGUCGUCUGCUCGUGACGUCCUCAACUAAUCAAAAGUUCAACAACCUAAAAAAUUUAUCCUCGAUAAAAUUAAAUGAUUCAAUUUUGAAUUUGAAAUCCUGUCCUCUUGCUUCUUAUCGCACCCGAUCUGAUUUCCCUGACCACGCUCGGUCAGAAUCAUCAAAUAAAAAAGAAAUUAAUAGUGGACCAGCGAUAAAAAAUAUAAGAAAGACAUGCCGAAUCACCAAAGAAAAUUUAUCUGAGAGAGUUAAAAUAUCAGGGUGGGUGCAGUACAAAAGGAUGCUUGGCCAGUUUAUGGUCCUUAGAGAUUCUUAUGGUUUCAUUCAAGUUAUGGUUAAUGAUCCUCUUAUAUUAAUAUCCCUAAAAGACCUACCCUUAGAAUCAGUAUUAGAAGUCACAGGAGUUGUCAGGUACAGACCUGAAGAGCAGAGCAAUGAGGACAUGCCAUCAGGUGAACUGGAAGUGUUAGCGGAGAAUGUUCAAAUACUAAAUAGAUGCAAUGCACGCCUGCCAUUUCAAAUUCAGGAAUUUCACGAGGUUAAAGAACCUUUGAGACUACAGUAUAGAUACUUAGACCUCAGGCACAGAAAACUCCAGCAGAAUUUGAGGCAGAGGUCGAAAAUUUUAUUCAAGAUGAGGGAAUAUCUCAUGGCCAAUGAGUUUGUUGAUGUUGAAACACCAAUCCUCUUUAGAAAGACACCUGGUGGAGCCAGAGAGUUCAUAGUACCGACACAUGAUAAAGGCAAAGCUUAUUGCCUACCACAAAGUCCACAGCAGUUUAAACAGUUGCUGAUGGUUGGGGGUAUAGAUAGGUACAUGCAGAUAGCAAAGUGCUUCAGAGAUGAGACUGCCAAACCAGAUAGACAACCAGAAUUCACACAAGUUGACAUAGAAAUGUCAUUUGUUGAUGUAGAAGAUGUUAAGAACAUAGUAGAAGGGAUGCUGGUUCACUCGUGGCCUGGACAUCUGAAGCCAAUUCAUUCUCCAUUUCCUAAGAUGGACUUUCACGAUGCCAUCAGGGUUUACGGGUCUGAUAAGCCUGACACCAGAUUUGAUAAUACAUUGCAAGAGGUGACGGACAUCUUCGAACAUUGCAAUUUUACACCUCUGAUGAAGUCCUUCAGGAACAGACCAAUGGAGAGUAUACAAGUCGUUCAGUUCCCUCACGUUUCUCCUUACCUGAGUAAUAAAGAUGUUUCAUAUUUGACAAAAGUUUUGAAGUCUUCUUUUCAUGAGAAGCAUAGAGCAUUUUUCGCUAUCGUUCGCAUUAAAGAAGAUAACUCGUGGCAUGGUACCCUGCACAAAAUGAUUGGCGACCUAACCUACAAGAGACUGGAAGAGAGGCUGCAGCUCAACCCCGGUGACGUAUUCAUCAUUGCAGCAGGACUCGAUCGAAAUGCCUGUUUGACAGCAGGGAAAUUCAGAGUAGAAAUGGCGUCGUUACUGAAGGAGAAAGGCAUCUCAGUGUACGAAGAUGAUGAUAGCAUGAAUUUUCUAUGGAUUGAAAAUUUUCCUUUGUUUCUACCAAAAGAAGAUGGGUCUGGAGGACUUGAAUCAGCUCAUCAUCCGUUCACAGCACCUCAUCCAGAUGAUUUGACUUGCAUCUAUUCAAACCCUGAAGCAGCUAGGGGAUUGCACUAUGACUUGGUUCUCAACGGGGCAGAAGUGGGUGGUGGCUCUAUAAGGAUACACAAUGCUGAUCUUCAAAAAUAUGUGCUUCAAGAUAUUCUCAAAGAAGAUGCCGCUCCUCUGCAACAUUUGAUCGAUGCUUUGAAUUCAGGAUGUCCGCCACAUGGAGGCAUAGCUCUUGGAGUCGAUAGAUAUCUGUCAAUCAUCUGCAACACCCAGUCAAUACGAGACGUCAUCGCCUUCCCGAAAUCAAGUGAAGGAAAAUGUUUGAUGUCUCAAGCUCCUUCCACGAUAAGCAAAGAUGAUAUGGAAUAUUAUCACUUAACUGUAAAAGAAUAGAUUCUGUUACAAAAUUUGAGCCAAUGUUUUCAACUGUGCAAAACUUGUGAUAUGUGUUGUUUUGUAGGUAAUUUUUUUUACUUUAGUUUCUCAAAGCCGUUCUUUAUUUUAUCUUUGUUAUUUUAUUUAACUUUUUUCUGAUUAACUUUGUUUAUUAUUUAGAUGAAUGUGUAGAAGUCAUGUAUCAAACUUUCAUUUUGAAUUUAAACAAAUAAGUUAAUUUAUUAAAUUUCAAAAUGUUAGGUUAAUUGUUAGAAACACAUAAAUUAAAAGAUGUACAAUAAAUAAUUUUUUACA
This is a messenger RNA of Helobdella robusta, 2334 nucleotides long. RefSeq lists its product as hypothetical. Lineage: Eukaryota; Metazoa; Annelida; Clitellata; Rhynchobdellida; Glossiphoniidae. The record is from RefSeq and is a predicted model, not a curated record. Gene Ontology annotation, biological process: aspartyl-tRNA aminoacylation. The transcript is spliced from 18 exons. The coding region runs from base 43 to 2037 and encodes 664 amino acids. Gene Ontology annotation, molecular function: nucleic acid binding; ATP binding; aspartate-tRNA ligase activity. Gene Ontology annotation, cellular component: mitochondrion; cytoplasm.